CUAAAAAUAUUGCUCUAGAUUUGAUUGUAAAAGAUUUCAUUUCCAGUUUAUUUAAGCUUGAGAGACUUUGAUUUGUAAGCAGCGGAAAGACCACAAAAGAGGAAGCCAUUUUGCUGCAGCUAGUUGUUUCAUUGAAAAUCCAAAGUUUGUGAUAUCCAUAGAGAUGGUGAUAGCUGAGUGCGAGUUUGCAGUUUCAAAUAUCAAAAAACGAAUGUCUAUCACUUUGAUGCUCGUGGUGCAAGAGAACAUGUGAGCCUAACCUCUAGAUACUGCCCUAAGCUUUUGCAGUCAUUUAGGUAUCAUAGUCUGAGACAGGUCCGGUGAAUAAUCUUCCUUUCCGCAAGUCAGGCAUUACUUGGGAAAUAGAUUCUUAAUCUGGAAUUUCUGUAAAUAUUUUUCUGAUUUGCAAAGUUUAAACGCAGGGUUAAUCACCAAUUUACCCAGGUCACGGUUACCUGCAGCUUUUUGCAUGUGGCAACUUCCCAAAACCACCUAGCCCAAUAAGCAACCUAUUAGUCACGUGACUUUCCAUUGUCUUGCCUCUCCGUUGAUGAAUUCUGGUUUAUUGACGUAAUAUUGCGAAUGUUACAGCGUAUGGCAAAUUAUCUAUUUUCAGUGGCGGCCGUCCAGUUUUUUGGUAACCUUUUGGUUUUAUACCAAUACCAUGAUUUGAUAUAAAGGGAAAGAAAUCGGAAAUACUGGCCUAACGAAAUUGAGUAGCGUUAACGAAUAAACAUGAUGGAUAAACUUGGAAGGAAUUCUUAACAGCUGAUGGAAUAGAGGACCUUUUGACACAGUAUAUACUACGCUUGACACGGUUUUAAGAUGGCAGCAGACUUGCCUAAGUGCUACUUCAUCAUUUCGCUCAUUUGGAGCUUAGGAUUAAUACUAGUCCAGUCGUCGAAGGCAAAGGAGGACCCUUGGCUAUGCAGAUGGACUCCCGUACAGAAAAACACAAAAUUUCGAGAAGGACUCGGGGCAGGAACAUUCCACCAUCUUGGAUAUACACCAAAUAUGGAAACUUGCGUUGAUCUUUGUUGCAAGAUGCCCCUCUGUGGAGUUGCCUUCAAAAGCAAAGACCGUUGCUAUGGCGUCGAAUGUGUCAGUGAUGAUAGUUGUGAGACAGUAACAACUGAACCUGGGGACACUGCUGUUGAAAUAUCGCAUGUCAGAGCGGGAAAGAGGCCGGCUAAUGCAACUGACAUGAACAUGGCGGGCCAAUGUCGACCGAGUCCAAUUUAUAAAGAGGUUACACUAAAAGGAGGCAUCCAUGCAGGCACAUAUAAAGAUGUUGGCGGUGUAUCCACAAUGGAGGAAUGUCAAAAGAAAUGUUGUGAAUUUCCCGCUUGCGACCUCGCAUUCACUUUAGCUUCUAGUUGCUAUCUGGUCGGUUGUGCAGAUCAUAAAAGUUGUGAACUGCAACCUGCAAAGAAAUCGAGCUUUCAUCCAAGUGUUUCCUACGUCACAAGAUGGAACAGCGAAGGCGUAAAGCACACAGUUCAACUUCAAGAAAAAAGUUCUGUUAAGCAUACCUGUCCUCCAAUGAAAGCCUUAGAUAAAGUGACACUAAAAGGUGGACUCCAAGUUGGUGAUUUCACCGAUGUCGGAAAAGUGAAUGACUUAGAGCAAUGCUACAAUAUCUGUUGUCAGCAAGAAAACUGUGAUCUGGCUUUUAUGCUUGCACAAAACUGCUUCAGUGUCCAGUGUAAAGACAAGAAACUCUGCACAACUGUUCCUGCCCAACCUUCGAUAUUCAAUCCGCAAAUUGCUUACGUCACGUCUCGAGAUAAGGGGCCUGAGAUGAGCCCAGCACCAGCCUCAGAGAAAGCAAAUACACUGAAAAAAGGACAAGCCCCGAGUGAAUGUCCAAAAACCAAAGUUAUAAAUAAUGUGACGCUAAAAGGUGGCGUUGACGCUGGCGAGUUUCAUGACAAUGGUCAAGUUGAUGACAUGGACAAAUGUAGGCGAAUAUGUUGCGAAAUGACCCAAUGCCAUUUGGCAUUCAUGCUUGGCAAGAACUGUUUCUCAGUUAAAUGUCAUGAUGUUGACGCUUGUCGAGCACAGUCCGCGAAACCUUCAAAUUUUCUACCCAAGAUAUCUUAUGUUCGUAAAGUUGGUUCAAAUGAGCUGCUGAAACCCGAAAAUAAGAAAAAUAGUCUCAAAUCCCAAAUUGAAUCUGUAAAAGAGAAAUUCAGAGAACAGCUUCGAAAGCCUGUUCAGAUCGUCAUUGGCAAUCUGGGUGAUGCCCCACCAAAGAAUGCCACUCCAAAAAAACCCGCGACGGAAGUGAAAGAAGACAUAACAACCAAGCUCGCAAAACUCGGGGAAGACAAGGGUGAAGAAGAGAAAGAGGGAAGCCUGCCAGGAGAAGCUCCCGCAGAAUCAAGUGGCGACUGCAAGCCGGGCCCUAUUGCGCACAAUGUUACUCUUAAAGGUGGCCGUAAAGCUGGAGAGUUUAAGGAAAUAACUCACGUUAAGGAUAUGCAAGAUUGCAUUGCCAAGUGUUGCGAGGCUAAAGACAAAAAAUGCAAUCUCGCUUUCAUGCUGUCAAAAACGUGCUAUGCAGUAACGUGCAAAGUCAAAGAAUUGUGUGCGACAAUCCCUGCACCAGCAAGCUCGUUUCACCCACAGGUUGCCAUGGUGAGGGAACCUAUUCCUGCUUUUAGUGGACUGGCAAAGAUAGAUAAAUUGAAUCAAAUGCCACAACCUGAAGAGAAAACAAUAGAUGAUAAGAAAGAGAAGGUGCCAGUUGAGAAGAAACCCGCAGAAUCGACGCAAAAACCCGCAGAAAAAUCGGAAGAAAAAGCUGUUGAUGCGUCUAAAGCAAAGCCUGUUAGCAAAGGCGAAAAGUCUUGUUCGAGCAAGCCUCCGGUGAAAGGAAAAUCACUGAAAGGAGGCAAGAAGGCCGGAAAAUUCAGAUAUUUUAAAAACAUUAAAAAUAUAAACACUUGCAUCUCAAAAUGUUGUGCGUUGAAUGCAAAUUGUGAUGUUGCGUACAUGGAAGGGGGGAAAUGUUAUACAAUAUCAUGCUUCAAAAAGGGAUCGUGUAUGGCAGUAGACAAGCAGCCGAAUGACCAAGCCCCCGUCAUUGCUUACAUGGAUCAUUUUAUAAAUAAAGCCGAGGAAGGAAGUGAUAUUGAAAAUGACCAAGGAAUUGAACUAUCUGAAGAAUCAAAGCCGAUUGGUCAAAAACCUGCAGAUAAUGGUGCAUGCAGCAACGUUGAAAUCGCCCAUAAUGUCACUCUAAAAGGUGGAACGCGGGCUGGAGUUUUUAAAGAGGUUGGCAGAAUGGUUGAUAUGAAGAAGUGUGUAUCAUCAUGUUGCGACAGGCCUGAAUGUGAUGUCGCCUAUAUGUUGAACGGACACUGCUUUGCGGUCCAAUGCGCAGACGGCAGUUUAUGCCAAGCCACUGCGGAGCCUGCCAAGGCUGGUGAUACAGUUGCAUUAGCCUAUAUGAACAAAGCCGCACUUGGAGAAUACAAACGAGAUUUCUUCGUUCUGUACAUCAUUGCUGGCUCAUUGGCAUUCGUUGCUAUAACUGGUGGCCUCAUUUGGAUGGCGUUCGUUUUCACAAAGAGGCAAAAAUUAAAAAGUCAUAAAGGAAGGCUCUUAGACGAAGAAGAAGAAUCUGUCGAUGACCUCGUUACCAGACCCUCUCAUACAAGGUAUAGGACGCCCAUGUCAAGGUACUGAGUAAAGAAACAAGAAACUGGUGAAUGGUCACAAAGAAGGGUUUUUGAAUCGUAAAAUCAAGCACGUUAAUCUAACAGCCGGGCUGAUCCAUUAAGCAUUAAACUGUUGUAAAUACGCACAUUUUCUUUAUGUAAUAUGCGAAGUUACUCAAACAAUUUCUCAGCUUGCAAAACGCCAAAACAGAUCAUAGAUUUUUGUUUGAAUUCUUUUAGUCCUAUCGGCUGUUCAAUGAAUGUUCAAUCACCGUAUAACUUUUGUGGUUUUCUGUAACAUCUUGCUUUUGUCUGAAAUACGGCAGUUGCAUGGUAUCGACAGUUUCAAUACCAAGGUUUAGUCUUUAGUUGGCCAAACUCCAGGGCAGUUUUGUUAUUUUUUAAAGUUGAGAAGCUGUAUAUAAAGGUGAUGCCUUAGAUAGCCUCGUUGUGAAUUGACGCCUCUUUCGACGUAGGAGGCUCCCUUUAUGAAGAAAUGUUUAUUGAAACGAGGAAAGUAAAUUUGGCAAUUGAAGAUAACCAACGUAAUUUAUUUAACCUUCGCAAACCGCUUUGUUCAAGUCACCUAGCCGUGGUGAUACAGUACCCAGCUAGCAGAGAUAUUUUGACUCCAUUUUCUUGAUAGUCGCUGGCCUCUUUGGUUCACGUCUUCUAGAUUAUGAAAUUACAUAAGAUAACCGUUAUGGUAUCAAAAAACCACGCCUUCGGUGAAAAGUAUUCUACACAGCUUUACUCCACAACAAAAUAGCAAACGAACCACAGCUAACCAUAACUACACCUACUUUGAUGAGUACCAUACGUGUUCUUUCCCGCAAACCGGAAUGGGUGGACCCAUCCAUUGAGAUUCGGCCAAAGAUAUGCCCUCAUCUCUCCCACAGUUCCUUUAAAUUGGCUAAACAAAUGUAUGAGCAGUAUACUCAUAAAUGCUAACGGCUUUAUACAUAAUAAUUAUAAGGAUGCAACAGUUUGACUUAUACACAUAAUAUUGAGAAAAUAAGACUCAUACUUUAACGAAAUUGAGCCGUUUUGUCAUAACCCCCCCCCCCCCCCUACAUUUUAUCUGCCGGCUUUUGACUUGAUCUAUAUUUUUGUGUUAAGGCUUAGAAAAUAAUUGUCGCUCUUAUUGCUUUAAUAUCGUGUAAUUAUCUUUUUAUAAGAAAAUAUCAUAUAAAGAUUUGCGUUGUCUCUUUUUCUU
This is a messenger RNA of Rhopilema esculentum, 4881 nucleotides long. RefSeq lists its product as uncharacterized. Gene Ontology annotation, biological process: neuron migration. The record is from RefSeq and is a predicted model, not a curated record. NCBI's taxonomy places the organism in Eukaryota, Metazoa, Cnidaria, Scyphozoa, Rhizostomeae, Rhizostomatidae. Gene Ontology annotation, cellular component: cytoplasmic vesicle; membrane.